CCAGUCUUCUCUCGCGUAACCAGCUUGCUGCGUGAUCCAGAGAGCCUUCUUAUAAAACCACGCCCAAUGUCCUCUCUCAAAUCUGCUUCGAAACCACUGAGCAUCUCAGCUCCGCAUUCUUCAACGUCGUUUCGAAACCCUCCAAAAAAAUGGUCUCCCAAUUCCUUCUAGCGCUUGCUGCAAUUACCACCACCACGUUUGCGGCGCCUUCUCAACAACAAUCCAGCACAGUACCCAAUGUAUUCUGGACAAUCAUUAACCUAGCUCGAGGUGCUCUUCCCUUCCACUCCGCUUUUCCCUUCCCCAGCAUUAAUAAAUGUCUCAGACUGCACCCCAUCAACCCUCCCCUCUCCAUCCUGCUCCUACGAAUUCGUCAUCUCGGCCACCAACGCCCAGCCCGACUUCACCUGCCGCCUCAGAGACUACGGAAGUCCCAUUUCAUCACAGAACACCACUCUCAGCGACCCACGCUGGAACAGCUUCGGUGCCUAUCGCUGCAAUGGCAAUGAUGCUC
This is a messenger RNA of Hyaloscypha bicolor E, 514 nucleotides long. RefSeq lists its product as uncharacterized. The transcript has a single exon. NCBI's taxonomy places the organism in Eukaryota, Fungi, Ascomycota, Leotiomycetes, Helotiales, Hyaloscyphaceae. The record is from RefSeq and is a predicted model, not a curated record. The coding region runs from base 150 to 509 and encodes 119 amino acids.